Messenger RNA from Cannabis sativa, 663 nucleotides. RefSeq lists its product as uncharacterized. The transcript has 2 exons. NCBI's taxonomy places the organism in Eukaryota, Viridiplantae, Streptophyta, Magnoliopsida, Rosales, Cannabaceae. The coding region runs from base 96 to 482 and encodes 128 amino acids. The record is from RefSeq and is a predicted model, not a curated record.
AAUUAUAAAUUGAAUAACAAGUGGUUGUAGUAGAACUUGUACUUGUUGUGAAGAAAAAUCAAUACAUAUAGUAAAGUUACAAGAAGAAGAAGAAAAUGGCAAGCUUAUUAGGAGUGAGUAGUGCUACCUUAAUAGUAGCAAGUCGUGGUGGUGGUGGCGGUGGUAGUUGCAGUUCUCGUAUAGCCAUGUCUAUGACUACAGAAAAAUUAGGUAUCAAAAUCGAAAAGAAUCCUCCCGAGUCGAAACUUACACAAAUGGGAGUAAGAAAUUGGCCCAAAUGGGGUUGUCCUCCAAGCAAAUUUCCAUGGACAUAUGAAGCAAAAGAAACAUGUUAUUUGCUACAAGGGAAAGUUAAGGUGACUCCUGAGGGAGCUAAGGAGUGUGUAGAGAUUGAGGCUGGAGAUUUGGUGGAAUUUCCCAAAGGGAUGAGUUGCACUUGGGAUGUCUCUCUCACUGUUGACAAACACUACAAAUUUGCCUAACAAGUUACAAGUUACAAGUUACAACACCUCUAGUUAGUACCUAUGCCUACCUGCCUACCUAUCUACCAAUCUACUUACCCCUCUUUUCCUAUUAUUAUUAUUAUUAUUAUUAUUAUCUCUCAUGUGUGUUAUUAGGGAUUUGUUUAAUUAUUUAUAUUAUAUUGUAUAGUAUUAUAUUAAA